This is a messenger RNA of Tachyglossus aculeatus (Australian echidna), 8170 nucleotides long. RefSeq names its product DNA polymerase theta (gene POLQ). Gene Ontology annotation, biological process: DNA-templated DNA replication; double-strand break repair via alternative nonhomologous end joining. Lineage: Eukaryota; Metazoa; Chordata; Mammalia; Monotremata; Tachyglossidae. The coding region runs from base 10 to 7725 and encodes 2571 amino acids. Gene Ontology annotation, molecular function: DNA binding; DNA-directed DNA polymerase activity; ATP binding. The record is from RefSeq and is a predicted model, not a curated record. The transcript is spliced from 30 exons.
GUGGCCGCCAUGACGACGCCCUCAGCGCCUUCGCGGAGCGGGAAAAGGCGGCGCUCGUCCAGCCCAGGCACGCUGCUUCUAGAAAAUGCUCGACGGCUACCACAAUUCUCAUCGUUCUCGUCAGGGCAGGGUCCGUCCGUGACGGUUCCCGAAGGCCCGGUGGACAAGCUGCUGCUGGCCAGCUGGGGGCUGCCCCACGUGGUUCUGGAGAAAUACCGACGCCUUGGCGUGGUGCGGAUGUUUGAGUGGCAAGCGGAGUGCCUCCUUCUCGGGCAGGUCCUGGGAGGAAGAAACCUCGUCUAUUCAGCUCCUACGAGUGCCGGGAAGACUCUCGUGGCCGAGCUGCUUAUUCUGAAGAAGGUUUUGGAAACCCGUAAAAAAGCCCUCUUCAUUUUGCCCUUCAUCUCGGUGGCCAAAGAGAAAAAGUAUUACCUGGAGAACCUGUUCGAGGAGGUCGGACUCCAGGUGGGCGGCUACAUGGGCAGCAGCUCGCCAGCCGGCCGCUUCUCUUCCCUGGAUGUUGCCGUCUGUACCAUCGAGCGAGCCAACGGGCUCAUCAAUCGCCUCAUUGAGGAAGAGAAGAUGGAUCUGUUAGGGAUGGUGGUGGUGGACGAGCUGCAUAUGCUGGGAGACGCCCAUCGGGGCUAUCUAUUGGAGCUUCUGCUGACCAAGGUCCGCUUCGUAACGUGGAGAACUGCCGCCAGCCAGUCCAGCUCACCAGAUGAUUUCCAUGAAGGUGUUCAGAUAGUGGGCAUGAGUGCCACUCUCCCUAACCUGGGUCUCUUGGCAUCCUGGUUGGACGCCGAGCUGUACCAAACGGACUUCCGCCCGGUGCCACUUCUGGAGCGGGUGAAGAUCGGCGGCGCGGUCUACGAUGCCUCCCUGAACCUGGUUCGGGAGAUCCAGCCGGUGCUCCGGGUCAAGGGCGAUGAGGACCACGUUGUCAGUUUGUGCUAUGAAGUCAUCCACCAAGGCCAUUCUGUCUUAAUCUUUUGCCCGUCCAAGAGCUGGUGUGAGAAGCUGGCCGACAUCAUAGCCCGCGAGUUCUACAACCUGCAACGGCGCCAGGCCGAGGAUCCAUCCCAUCCUGCCCCAGUCUUCCUGGACCAAGCGGGGCUCCGGGAGGUGACGGACCAAUUAAAGCGCUCGCCUUCGGGGCUGGACCCGGUGCUCCAGCGGACUGUUCUGUGGGGUGUGGCGUUCCACCACGCAGGCCUCACUUUCGACGAGCGGGACAUUAUCGAGGGGGCUUUUCGGCAGGGGCUCGUUCGGGCGCUGGUGGCCACCUCCACCCUUUCCUCGGGCGUGAACUUGCCCGCCCGUCGCGUGAUCAUCCGCACCCCCAUGUUCGGCGGCCGGCCGCUUGACAUCCUCACGUACAAGCAGAUGGCUGGCAGGGCUGGCAGGAAGGGCGUGGACACAGUUGGUGAGAGCAUCUUAGUGUGCAAGAACUCCGAGAAGUCAAAAGGCAUCGCUCUGCUCCAGGGGUCCCUAAAGCCCAUCCGCAGCUGCCUGCGGACCGGAGCUGGGGAAGAGAUGACGACCAGCAUGAUCCGAGCCAUCUUGGAGAUAAUAGUCGGCGGGGUGGCCAGCACGGCCCAGGAGGUGCAGACCUAUGCCUCCUGCACCCUUUUGGCGGCCAGCCUGCGUGAGGGCCAGCGGGCAGCCCCAGGGGAUCAGGACACCGUCGAGCAGGGAGCGAUCGAGGCCUGUGUGGCGUGGCUGCUGGAGAACGAAUUCAUCCAGGUCUGCGAAGCCGGCGAAGAUAAAGGGAAAGUGUAUCAGCCAACCCAUCUGGGCUUAGCUACCCUCUCUUCCUCGCUGUCACCGACGGAGGCUCUGGGGGUUUUUGCUGACCUGCAGAGGGCUAUGAAGGGGUUCGUCCUGGAGAACGACCUACAUAUCCUCUACCUGGUCACGCCUGUGUACGAGGACUGGAUUACGAUCGACUGGUACCAAUUCUUCUGCCUGUGGGAGAAGCUACCCACCUCGAUGAAGCGGGUGGCUGAGCUAGUGGGGAUUGAAGAAGGGUUCCUGGCCCGCUCGGUGAAAGGAAAAAUUGUGGCGAAGACGGAGAAACAGCACCGACAAAUGGCCAUCCACAAAAGGUUUUUCACCAGUCUGGCCCUGCUAGAUUUAAUCAACGAAGUUCCCCUCAAGGAAAUGACUGAGAAAUUCGGCUGCACCCGGGGGCAGAUUCAGUCUCUCCAGCAGUCAGCGGCUACGUAUGCAGGGAUGGUGACGGUGUUCUCUAACCGCCUGGGCUGGCACAACAUGGAGCAGCUGCUCUGCCAGUUUCAGAACCGCCUGUCGUUCGGCGUCCAGCGGGAGCUGUGCGACCUGGUCCGCGUGUCCCUGCUCAACGCCCAGCGGGCCAGAGCCCUCUACACGGCUGGCUUGGUCACCGUGGCCGACCUGGCCCGGGCCGGGGCGGACCAGGUGGAGGCGGCGCUGAGGAACGCCGGACCGUUCCAGAGCACCCGCCGGGCGGUGGACGAAGAAGAGGAGGCGGCCGAGGAGCGUCGGCAUAAGCGCACCAUUUGGGUGUCCGGGAGGAAAGGGCUGACGGAGAGAGAGGCGGCAGUGCUCGUCGUGGAGGAGGCCACGGCCAUUCUGCAGCAGGACCUGGCCGGAAUGGGCGUCCGCUGGACUCCGGAUUCUCUCCUGAAGCCGGAACCUGGAGCAGGGGCCUGCAGCGACUCGGAGGCGGAGGACCAGGAGUUGAGGCAGAGUGCCAAGCGGUCAUUUCAAAGGUCCGGGGCCCCUAAGGGGAAGGAUAAGGGAGACCAGCCGAGUGCUUGUCCGGUCAAGAGUCCGCCGAGGGCCAUGCCAGAGUCUGGUAAAGAGAACCAGGAGCGUCCUGCUCCUCGGACUUCCGGCUGCGGAAUCCCAACGGAGAGUGUCCCACGACAUCAGUCCACACCAGGAGACCAAAGCGCUGCAGCCUGGCUGCCCAGGGCAAAAAAGCGGACGACUUUGGACUCGGGCCCAGGGAAGGGCAACACUCGGGUGCCCAAAGGCCGGCCCGGCUCCCGGAGGAGGGAUCGAGUGCGCUCUCUAGAAAAUGGGACGACACCGGCUCUUAGCCCCACUUCAGAAAGCCUGCCAGAUACCCCGAAAUUUGGAGCUCAGAGUGCGGCAGCAAACCAUCCCGAAGACAAAACUGGGAGGUGCAAGCGACGUCGCUUGCUUCCGGGAGACUCCGGGACAUGGGAACCCGGCGGCGAUGGUCGGAGAGAACCCCUCUCCUCUGGCGGAAAGACAGUGGACGUUUUAGGAUCCGGGUUCCCUGCUCCCAACCCAUCCCAGCGAGAUGUGAACAAAUCAUCGCACCCUCCACCCGCUGAGGGGACCAGUUUGGAGGGUCCCGUUGAAAGGCCAGGUACCGAGAAGAAGCCUUGGGGCACCCCGGAAUCUCAAGCCAGGCGAGCCUGGAACCGACGGGCGCAGCGAGGGCCUGGAGGUGGCGUUAACGGGGGCGUGGUGCCCCCGGCAGGAGCGUUGCUCCACCAGCUGGUGAGCCCUAUUUUGGGGAGAAAGACCAGGACCCCGGAGUGCAGCGGAACCCCAUCCGGGAGAGGCUGUCCUGGCAAGAGUGCCACCACGCAAGCAGAGCCCAGAGCGUCGCACAAGAAUGAUGCAGUCGUUGUCUCGGAAAGCGGGCACGAUCGCCACUGGAAGCGUGGGAGGCCAAGCAUCCCUGGUCCCACCGUUACCUCCCUGGAUUUUCUGGAUGUGGAGGGAAAUGGAGGUAGGACGGCCAAGCCCCGGGGAGAACCGGUCCAGGAUGGGGGUGGACUUACAGGCGCCUCUCAGAGGGCUGGUAGAGCAGGCGUCUGUGUCGCGACCCAGUUGAAACCCCAAUGGCCUGCAGACCCGGAUGUCGGGCCUGGGGAUUUUGAAGAUAGUUUCCAGCUGGACACCCAGACUGAGAAAAUCAUUCAGCAGCAGCCGACGGCCGAAAGCCCCGGCCAACGGGAGACCGAGGGCCCGGCCCGGAGGGGAAGCGGGAACGUCAGCCGGACCGGUGCUUUCCAAAACGAGGACGUUGCCUCAGGGCACCUGAAUCACGCAUCUGCGAAUGCCGGGAAGAAAACCGCCAACGCCCCCGGCAGCAGCAGCGUCCUGAGCCCGGCAGGUCUCUGGUCCAGGCCCCCAGAGCAGCCCAGGGACGCUGCACCCGGCGGCAGAGAAGGAAACGAGGUGUCGGUCACCGACUCCCAACUCACUCGCUUUCUUCAGGGUUUUCAAACUCCAGAGUCCAAAGCGGAGAGCCUCUCCCCAACCCCCGCAACGAGACCCCUCCAGCUGACCCCGUCCAGCGUACCCGAGGCCCGGUCCGUCUCUGAAAGCAGCCUGAAUCUCAGCAGCAGUUUAUUGUUUGACAGUUUCGACAGUGACCUUCCCGGAAACCAAGCAGAGCACACUUGUGACCCGCAGGCGACCGAACCCCUCCCCCUGGGGAUCCCACCAGACCAGGGCACUGACCACCCGUGCCCUGUGCGCCGGGAGCCGUCGAGGAGGGCGACCGUUGGCCAUUCGCCUACGAUCGAGCCCCAGCUGGCCCUCUUCAACGACAAGACCAUUGGGUUCUCAGAACUGGACUCCCUCCAGAUGGCUGAAGUCCUGAUUCCCGGGGACCCGGCUCCCAGCCCACAGGCGCGGGACCCCACCUCACCUUCUGAGGGAGCGGAGCCCAGGGAGCCAUCGGACGUUGAGAAGGACAAUGGCCGCCACUCUGUUGUGGGCAGACGUGGGCCAGGUGGAGCAUCUCUAGGAGCUGAAGUCCCUAAGGAAGAGGGUGAAAGCCCCGGGCUGUGGUCGCAGACAUUUGAUUUGAGCCCGGGACUACAGGGCCUUUUAGAUAAUUGUCCCUGCGCCCCAGAAGGCGUCCAGCCAAACGGGACAGGUUCAGGUGUGCACGGAGGGGAAGAGGAGCCGGCACACUUCAGGAGCCGGAAGGAGACUGGUUCAGCCGUGGUACCCGAUCAUCCGCAUAGAGGGUCAGCGUCCCCUGAAGUCGGUUCACGAUCCAAGCGGGAAAGGUCGGACCGUCGGGCAGGGACUCCGGCGUUGCUCAGUCAGACUGGAUCUCCUCCGAAAGACGAGGGAGGCCUUGGGGCACCCGAUCCCCAUCUCGACGGGGGCCUCGGACUGAUCCCGCCAACACCCACUGCUGCUAUGCCUGUCCUUCCAAGCUCCCUGGGCAUGUCCUGUGGGAAGCCCAACAAAACCCAGGAGAUUCUGGGCCAAGAUGGAGACCGGCAUUUCCUACCGCAAAGCGCAGCCACUUCCGGCUCGGCCCCAGAGCUCCAAGACCAGCACGUCAAUCCGAGGGCUAGCGAAGUCUCUGCUGAGGACCUCGGCCUUCCGCCUCAUCCAUCCCGGGAUGCUUGGCUCUCCUCCUCGGUCCCGGGCAGCGCCGAGAGCCUGACCAUCAUUGAUGUGGCCAGCGACAGGACUCUCUUUCAAACAUUUAUCCAAGAGUGGCAGGGCCAGAGGAGAUUUGCCAUCUCGGUGGCUUGUGAAAAGAUCGGUCGGCCCAAGCCUCCCAGAUCCACGAUCGGGGGCCAGCUAAAGGAAGAAAGGUCCUCGUGGCCCAUCCCGAUCACCGACGACGGGUUUCCAGUCAAGGGGUCCGAGGGCGUCUCGGUGGUCGGCCUGGCUGUCUGCUGGGGCGGAAAAGAUGCCUACUAUUUGUCACUGCAGCGGGAACAGAGUCAUUCUGACAUCAGUGCCAGCUUGGCACCACCUUCUCUGGACCCACGCCUAACAGUGGAAGAGAGGCUGCAUCACCUCCGAUCCUGCUUGCAGCAAGAGCCCGAGGGACAGCGCUCACUGGUCGUGUACAAUUUCAUCCCGCACUACAAAACCCUGCUUGGGGCCUGUGGCAUCUCCCUGGCCGGCAGCUUCGAGGACCCAAAGGUGGCCUGCUGGCUCCUGGACCCGGGCUCCGUGGAACGGACCCUGCACGGCAUCGUCACCAGCUUCCUCCCCCACGAGCUGCCCCUGCUGGAUGGCAUAGAGUCCGGCCCGGGGGUCCAGAGCCUCGGGCUGAGGGCCAGCGCCCACCACUCAGGACGCUACCGGGCAGCCGUCGAGGCUGUUCUUGUCUUCGCGGCGAUGGAGCAACUCAACUGCCUGCUGCACAAAGAAAACCUACAAGGAGUUUUCAGCCAAGUGGAGAUGCCCACACACUACUGCCUGGCCCUGCUGGAGCUCAACGGGAUUGGCUUCAGCACAGCAGAAUGUGAGUCCCAGAAGCAGGUCAUGCAAGCCAAGCUGGACUCCAUCGAGGCCCGGGCCUACCAACUGGCCGGCCACACCUUCUCCCUCACCUGCCCCGAUGACGUCGCUCAGGUCUUGUUCUUAGAACUGAAGCUGCCCCCAAAUGGAGACGCCAGGCUUCCAGGCAACAAGAAGACCCUGGGCUCCACCAGGCGACCGGCGGCCGGUGGCCGCGCAGGAAAGCUGGGCCAGCAAUUUAGCACCACCAAGGAUGUGUUGGAGAGGCUGCAGGCCCUUCACCCGCUCCCGGGCCUGAUCCUGGAGUGGCGGAGGAUCACCAACGCGCUGACCAAAGUGGUGUUCCCCCUGCAGCGGGAGAAGUGCCUCAGCCCCGGCCUGGGCAUGGAGAGGAUCUACCCCACGGCGCAGACGCACACCGCCACCGGCCGGAUCUCCUUCACGGAGCCCAACCUUCAGAACGUGCCCAGAGACUUUGAGAUCGAGAUGCCCACCCUGGUUGGAGAGAGCCCGCCCUCCCAGGCCCCCGGCAGGGGUGUGCCUCACCGGGCCAGAGGCCGGAGAAACUGCCCCCUGGGUGGCGGCCCGCGGGUGGCGGCUGAGGAGGAGAGCACCCCCAGCCGGGGGAUGCCGUUUUCUGUCAGCAUGAGGCACGCUUUUGUUCCUUUCCCAGGAGGACUGGUCCUGGCGGCCGACUACUCCCAGCUCGAGCUACGUGUCCUGGCCCACCUGGCCCGGGACCGCCGCCUGGCCCAGGCCCUCAACGGCGAUGCAGACGUGUUCAAGAGCGUCGCAGCUGAGUGGAAGGCCAUGGACGCGGCCUCUGUUGGGGAGGGCCUGCGGCAGCAGGCCAAACAGAUCUGCUAUGGGAUCAUAUACGGGAUGGGGGCCAAGGCCCUGGGAGAACAGAUGGGCCUAGCCGAGAGGGACGCCGCCAGCUACAUGGAGACCUUCAAAGGCCGGUACCCAGGGGUCCAGCGUUUCUUGCAGGACACCGUGAGGCGCUGCGGCAGGGAUGGAUUCGUCCAGACUCUCCUGGGGCGGCGCAGAUACUUGCCCGGAAUCAGAGAUGUCAACCCCUACAGCAGAGCCCACGCUGAGCGCCAGGCCGUCAACACCACCGUCCAGGGCUCAGCCGCCGAUAUCGUCAAAACCGCCACCGUCAACAUUCAGAGGCGGCUCGAGGCCCUGCCCUCUGCGGCCAGGUCACACGGACACCGGGACAGCGGCUUCCAAAGAGGCAGGACAGGACGAUCUGAGAAGAGGAGAGCCCCGGGAGGGCUCUGCCCCAUCAGAGGCGGCUUCUUCAUCCUCCAGCUGCAUGAUGAGCUCCUCUACGAGGUGGCCGAGGAGGACGCCGUUCAGGUGGCUCAGAUCGUCAAGAGUGAAAUGGAAAACGCCGUGAAGCUCUUGGUGCGGUUGAAGGUGAAAGUGAAAAUCGGGCCCAGCUGGGGAGACCUGCAGGACUUCGACGUGUGAUGGGGGAGAGCCCGGAGCAGGAGCCCUCCUUCCUCCCCUCCUGGGCCCAGGCUGGACACGGUGGGCCUGCAUGGGGAUGGACUGGCUGCUGGCCGGCCAGGAAGGAUGGUUUCGUCAACUUGGUCACCGUCACCUUCCCCGUCUCGCCCCUGUGAGAGCUACAAGGCCUUUUCUGGACGGGUCUGAGUCUGGGCGGCCGCCUCCAUGGACUAUGAAUUGGCGAGCUCCCCUUCCCUGAGGAUCGUGGGUUGGCCAAUGCCCCGGCGGACUGUGGGUCGGCCGAUGCCCCUGAGGAUUAUGGAUUGAGGAGUUCCUUUGAGGACUGUAGGCCAGCCAGCUUCCCCGCGGACUGUUUAUUGAUCUCCACCUGGGCGCGGCGGGUCCGUGCUUUGUAUCGUGUGCUGGGGGACAGGCGACCAUUAACGAAUGAAUUGUUUCCUGUGCA